AUGGUGAUGGGAGGAAGGAAAUCGCCGGAAUGGUCGAAAGAGCAGGAGGACGAGAAUCAAGAAGGAAGGCACGUUCAGUGCUCGCCAGCAAGGAGGCGGCGGCUGGAAGGGAAGGCGCGAGGCAGGAGUAGUGAACGUUCGUCACCCAGCACCUCAAGGGCAGAUGGGGGAGCGCAUCGUGAGAAAGCAGAAGAGCACCUGCGGGCAGAGAGGAUGGCUGCAAAGGAAUCAGGCGGAGAAGCAAGAAGGUGGCCCGAGAGAGAGAGAGAGAGAGAGAGAGAGAGAGAGAGAGAGAGAGAGAGAGAGAGAGAGAGAGAGAGAGUGGAGAGGAGAGGGAUGCGAAGUACGAAAGGGGGAGGUGAGAGAGGGAUAAGGAGAGGAGGUGGGGGGGGGAGUGGCGAACCCCUCUUACUAACCCCCGAAUCGCCACUCCAGCCAGCCACCCCUCUUAACCUCACCCCCUUUUCAGCCGCCCCCCCUGGAACCUCACUCCCCCCCCCCCCAACAAUUGCCCCUAAGACAAGAAGCAUCACAGCAGCACAAAUGGCUAUAUUUUUGGGAGUGUUGUAG
Molecule: messenger RNA, 570 nt
Organism: Closterium sp. Yama58-4
Lineage: Eukaryota; Viridiplantae; Streptophyta; Zygnematophyceae; Desmidiales; Closteriaceae
Source: the annotation of a GenBank genome assembly